AUGGGCAUGCAGGAAGCUAUCCGCGAAUCACCCUCUGCGCGAGACAACAAUCCGGCUACUCAGUUUACGGAUCUAAAGGCUGAGGAACUCGAUCCUCAUGUACAGACAUGCCAAAAUCGCGUCAACAUCGACGAUCGAAUCAACGACAUGACAAUGCAAGCCGCCAUAGAGCUGCCAAUUGUUCACGACUCAGAGGGCGACACGUUGAUCUACAUCGACGCUCCACAGAGACAGCCAGAACAGGACGAGCAUGACUACCAGCGCUACAUCAAGCGCUAUGAAGACCCCAUUCUCUUACAGAAGGACACUCUAACCAAGUAUUCACCCGGUCUUGCAAAGCUCUUCGGCCCUACCCAGCAAUUCCGAUUUCUUCGGCGUCGCAAGCUAGCCAAUAAGCUACCGAGCAACGUCAAAUAUGUGAUUGACUUGACACCACCCAGUGAGGGCGAAGAUGCCGUCUUUCUGACCACUGAACUGUGCUGUUCCGAGGGGGUCAGACUUUGGUAUCAGUCGAAUCAGAUUUGGAACGUGUCGAAGACUUUGGUAAAAGGCGAAGAAGAAUACUCUUCUGUCUCACCAAAAGCAAAGCUGGAUGGACUCAACACGAUUCCAGCAGGCUCUGAAGGCACGAGCUUGAAAGUUACCCCUCCAACUGUCAUGCCAUUGGAAUACAGCCCUGUGCGACAUCGCUCCGCUAUCGAGCGUGUACUCUCCGCCUUGCAAGGAACGGAUCCGAUGCUUGACUCCGCAACCAAAGUAUGGACUACGUUUGCUGUCGCAAAGAAUCUCGACAUUAUCCACAGUCCACUAGAGGACUAUAUUAUCCGUUGGUUGCGUGCGUAUCCUAAUUCGUACUUCUUGGAGGUUUUGCCUGAAGUCAGUCACCAAAUCGCUGACGGUCUUCAAAACUACGACCUUGCUCGCGACUCCUUCGCUAUUCUGGUUGGGGAAGAAGCACUGGAUAACCUUCGUCAAACAAGAGAGCCUCGGAUGCACAAGCGCACCACAUUUGGGCGGAAAAAGGAAGAGCUGCCGGAGCAUAUUCACACUCGCGUCGAAUACGCCAGCAAGAGCUUCCUUGAGCGUAUUAAUCGUGGUUUCGCGAAUUUCGUUUUCAACGACAUGCAAUGGAUUGACGAGCUGCCAGAAGUGCGCAGACUUUCUGCAUAUACACAGCCAGAGCUUCAAGACACAGUCAAAGAAAUGAAGGAUCUCCUCAAGGACUACGUCCGCGGGACAGUUUACAAAUUACUGUGUGUCGAAUACGACACUCUUCCCGGACCCGUUCUCCACCGGGAGGGAGGGCAUGAACUGCUGCCGCGACUGGACCGUGCCGCUGUAUGGGCCAAUAUGCCGCUAGGCGAGCGUAUCCUGUCAAGAACCUAUUGGGAGGCCUUAAGAUCAUUCGCUAUGUUUCAGGGAGCGACAAACCUUGAUAUUCGAAAAGGCUGGCUCAUAAAGGGUGGUCUUGACCGAUUGAGUCAUAUCGAAAGGCGCGAAUUGGAUCGAGGCACUUAUCGUGAGAUCAAGGACUCAGAGCUUAGAAAACUCAUGCGCAACGGUCAAACUCACCUUGAUCAAGCGUAUAUUCCGGACCGCUCGGACCACACUCUCCACCUUGCUCAGCCAGAGUUGGAUGCCCAUUUUUUGUCAAGGCGCUUACAUACACUGCCAGAUCGUACCAUCAGUGGGGCGCAGGACCAAAAACAGUCUCAGGACUUGUUGUUCGCACUCCCCCCAGACCACAAUCUUUACAAUGCUCAACAAGAGUUGAAUGUCAGACCUUUGCAGAAACGAUCAUACGCAUUGCCAGAUCGUACCCUUGAUGGCGCGCAAGAAGCUGCUACUAACAGCAAAGCAUUUUUCUCAAUACCAGCUCAACCUAUCGAUGUCCCGAAAGCAUUAAAGCGAACGCAUUUUUUCCACGAUACUCUGUCGCCUCCAGAUGAAAAGCAAUCUGAAACCGAUGUUCGUACGAAAUGGCCUUUUGGGGCAGCAAGGGAUGACCCUGUAGCUCAAGUGCAGAAGAGCGUAGAUGACCUUCAUUUUUCUUCAGGACCAUUGGAUAGAUGGCCGGCUACUGACAACGCAUUGGAAGAGCCGGCGGGCCAAGGACGUCAAAAUGAAGGAAUUUCGACAGGAAUCGACCCCUGGCGUGGCUACAGUGAUCCCUCGAGUCACAGUGAUCACUUAGCACCCAAGAGAGACCUAGCGCCCCAGAAAGCAGAGGGUGAACGAAAAAUAAUUCCAGCAGAUCGCAAGUCAUGGCGCGCUGAUUACUUGAACGAAGUAGUCCCGCAAUGUUUGGCGCCCAGGGCGGCUACAACAAAACCCGAUAUCUGGGAUGAAUACAACAGUUCGGAUGCAGAUGACGGAGUCCAGCAGCAAUUUGUUGACUUGAAGCCCAAGAAAACUUACUCCGGCAACCCAACAAAGUUCUUCGAUCUUGGAGGAUUUUUCAUCCAAGCUCAAAACUAUAUUGAUAUAUUUGCUAGUAACAAGCUACGUUCCUCAGAUCCCGGAUGUCUGAAAGAAUCCCUGGAUCUUGGCAUCGUCAAUACGCUCGUCUGCCUUGAAGAGACUGAAUGGAAGUACCUCCCACUCUGGGCUGGUGGCAACGAUGAUGGAUCGAUGGGAGUGUACAACGAUGACCUUCCUACUGCGGAGCAUGGUUUCACCACUCCUGGCCCCAACGUCCAUGACGGCUCGACCCCUGCUAACAGCGUCAAAACGCCAAGCGAGUUCGAGUUGCUUAGUGCUGGAGACAGUGCCAGUACCUUCAACACAUCUACAGCGACCAACCGUGGAUUUUCUGAUGCGAUCCGUCGAGGUCGAGUCCACGCCGCCGACUCUGCGGAUGAUUCUAUGAGUGAUAGCUUCACUAUGGUGACUCUAUCAGUUGAUGUUGAUGAUGAAGAGACGUUUGCGCGGAAGCAGAUAGAGGCUCAAGAACGUAUCGAGGAAGCUGAAGAGGCGGCUGCCAUUGAGGGUCGUUGGGUCGCGAAAGGAAAAGGGAAUAUGGUGGAGGAAGAUGAAAGCUACGCUGAUCUCUUCAGCGGUGAAGAGGAUGAUGAUGGCAAUGAUACUGACCGUGCAGAAGUCAACGACGAAGAUGAAGAUGAGGAGGACAUGGUUAUGAUUUGA
Messenger RNA from Letharia columbiana, 3144 nucleotides. RefSeq lists its product as uncharacterized. The transcript is spliced from 4 exons. Lineage: Eukaryota; Fungi; Ascomycota; Lecanoromycetes; Lecanorales; Parmeliaceae. The record is from RefSeq and is a predicted model, not a curated record. Bases 1 to 3144 code for a protein of 1047 amino acids.